UUUUUCAUUAAAAAAGUCGAUGCACUUUGCUAUGUUCGAUAAUGUUCAAGAAUCUCCGGUAGUAUUCAAAAUUAUAUUAAUGAAAAGUCACAGCAACGAUAAUAUUUAUAUAUUUUGCAAAUUAUUAAUAUUAUCGUUGGUAGCAUUGAAUAUGAGAUGAUUGGUCCGCGAUAUCUUUUUAGAGAAUUUCGCAAGAAUUUUUGCAAAUAUUGGUAAGAUGUAGCUUCCAUUUUGAAAACCGAAGCUACUCGAAAAGCACGUUAAACUGCUCUUCAUAUACUCUUCGGACAAACGCGUCUGUUUGUGCGUCCUUUUCGGUGACAUUAUAUUUUGAUUAAACAAUACUGUAAACAAUUGAAAAUAGCAGCAGUGUAAUCACUGAUAGUAGCUAUAUACAAAAAGAUGCAAGGGACUAUCAUAGAAAAUUUAAGCGGUAAAAAACUUUCAGUAUUAGUUGUACUGCUGAUUAUCGCACAAAUAAUUUGUUUUUUAAUUGGUGGACUGAUUGCUCCAACUCCUGCUAGUAGUCAGAAUAUACUUGGUACACCUUGCGAAGAUAUUCGUGUAAAUGGAUCUGAGCCAGGAGGAAAUAAAUGGUUUUAUCCAAGAGGAAAAGGAGCUUGCACUGCUGUUGAUAUGAACCGUUUUAGUUUUGAUAGCCAUCAUCAAGCAUACCAAGUUGUUUAUACAUUUCAGAUGCCUGGUCCUCGAUAUAGCAUGCAACUUGAUUACUCCAGAUGGCAACAAAAUUUGAUAGGUGUUCUACAAGUGGAUAUUGUUUAUCAUAGUCAAAUAGAAAUUGCUCCUAAGACAAAAAUCACAUUAGAUGCAAGACUCGCUUACAGAAACAAAGGUGAUCCAGAUGAGGCUUGGAAACCUUAUGCUGCCUCUGUGGUAGAAAGAAUUUUGGACUGUAGUAUUGAUGAUGCGAUGGAACAAUAUAAUUACAAUUGCAAGGUGGUCCCAUUAUUUGAACUUGGCUCUUUGUUCCAUGAUUACUAUCUUUUAAAUAUUCGUCUUCCUGCUGAUACAGAUAAAAAUAUCAAUCAGGGUUUGGGACACAUAACUGAUUUAUGGCUUACAGCUAUCAAUCAAAAUGGCGGAUUUACAAAGGUAUGGGUUAGUUUGAAAACCGUUUACUUUCCCAUUGUUAUAUGCGUUCUUGCUUGGUAUUGGAGAAGAGUACAUAUGCUUUCAAGAUCCCCAGCUCUUUUGGAAUAUUUACUUUUGGCAUUAGGCAUAGCUCUAACAUUUUUAAACACUCCUUUGGAAUAUUUGACUCUUGCUUAUGACAUGCCAUUUAUGCUUUUAUUGGGAGAUAUUAAACAAGGAGUGUUCUAUGCAAUUCUUUUAUCUUUUUGGCUUGUUUUUGCUGGAGAACAUCUUAUGAUACAGGAAGGUGAACAAAGAAAUUCGUUAAAAUGUUACUGGCGUCAUCUGUCUGCAGUAGGAAUUGGUUGCCUCUCAUUAUUUGUAUUUGAUAUGUGUGAACGUGGUGUACAAUUAAGAAAUCCAUUCUACUCAAUUUGGGUUACAGAUCUUGGGACUAAAUUUGCUUUAUCAUUCAUCAUUUUAGCCGGUAUAUCUGCUGGCGUGUAUUUAAUAUUUUUAUCUUACAUGAUAUGGAAUGUAUUCAUGAAUAUUAGCGCAAAAAGAGCUGCAUUACCUAGCAUGAGUUCUGCACGACGUUUACAUUAUGAAGGAGUAAUAUACCGAUUUAAAUUUCUGAUGAUUACUACGCUGUUAUGCGCAUCUUUAACCGUUAUUGGAUUUAUGCUUGGCCAGGUUGCAGAAGGACAGUGGAAAUGGGACGAAGACUUACAUUUGGAAAUGACAUCUGCAUUUUUCACCGGAGUCUAUGGAAUGUGGAAUAUUUAUAUCAUAGCACUAUUGUGCUUGUAUGCACCAUCACAUAAACAAUGGCCCAUCGAACCAUCCGAAAAUAGUAUUAGCGAAGAAAUUGAAUUUUCGCGUUUAUCUACCGAUCCAAAUGAGAUGUUGUCUUUGACAGCGUUUGCACGAAAAGCGGCGGUAGAGUAAAUAGUAUACAUAUUUUAUAAAAGAACAAAAGCAUGGCAAUCGACCAAUCAACAAUUUUGUACUUAAUUAUAGCAUGUAAAUGCUAUGAAUAUAAAUUAAUUAAGGUUUUUCAAUAGUCAUAGAGAAUGCAAGGACUGAUGAUAUACUGGAAAGCAAUCUCUUAAUACCAAAAUUAAUUAUUUAUUAAAAAUAAUAUUUUUUAAGCUUUACCAUUUUUAUAAUGCAACUUAGUAUCUAGCAAUUUUUUACGAUGAUAUUUAAGUACUUAAUAUUUUAUAAAUGAAGCGAAUGAGAAAAGUUAUUUUAUACAGGAUGUUUUUCAUUACGUUCAUUUUCGUACAUAAUUGCGUUAGGGUAACGUGUAGCCGGAGUCAUUUCAUAAAACAUUCCAUUUAAAAUCUAAAUAUCAUAAUUUUUGAAUAACUCUUUUCUAUAUGUCGCAAACUACCUUUGCCGGAAAUUGAAAAAGAAUCUCAUUGCCAUGCUUACAGUAAUAAUCUUCCAACGAAUUCAACAAUCUUGCGACACUUAUUUUCUUAAACGAUAUUUAAUCUAUUCCGUCUUUUUAUAAUACAUAUCAAUAUUGGGCAUUUAUCCGUAAUUAAUGUUCAUAAAUGUGCAUUUAAUUGUAGUUAAAUAAUACUGAACAUGUGCAUCCGAUAUUUUUCAUUCUUAUAUUUGACAGUAUUAUGUUCCUCAGAUACGUUUUGUGUAUUACAUAUAUUUAAUGCAAAUGUUUAACAAACUUCAGUGCAUUAAUUCUUACAGACUAAGAUGUGCAUGCAACAAAGUAGAAGCGAAGCAGAAAGAUGUAAUAAAUUUGUAACAUUUGAAUAGAACCAAUCUAGUGCACAUUAGCUACUUAUAAAUAGUACUUAUAUUUGCAGCAAUAGGAAUUAGUAUUUUCUACUUGUAAUGUAUCUAACGAGAUCUUAUUAAUGAAUGGUAAUUUCGAAACAAACUUUGUAUUAUAUUAUUAGUUAUAAUAUUUUCUUAAUAACUGAAUGUGACGUAAAAAUAAAAUGUAAUGUA
This is a messenger RNA of Megachile rotundata (alfalfa leafcutting bee), 3072 nucleotides long. It is a transcript of the gene wls, whose product is annotated as Wnt ligand secretion mediator. Gene Ontology annotation, molecular function: Wnt-protein binding. Lineage: Eukaryota; Metazoa; Arthropoda; Insecta; Hymenoptera; Megachilidae. Gene Ontology annotation, biological process: Wnt signaling pathway; intracellular protein transport; Wnt protein secretion. Gene Ontology annotation, cellular component: endomembrane system; organelle membrane. The record is from RefSeq and is a predicted model, not a curated record.